Molecule: messenger RNA, 662 nt
Organism: Thermothelomyces thermophilus ATCC 42464
Lineage: Eukaryota; Fungi; Ascomycota; Sordariomycetes; Sordariales; Chaetomiaceae
Exons: 1
Coding region: 157-609 (150 amino acids)
Source: RefSeq, a predicted model, not a curated record
GUAAAAGAAGACCACCGUUUCCUGUCAGAUCAACCUUGGAAAGACAUCAGCUGAGAAUCACGCUUCCGAAGAACUCUUGCUUGCUUAGUUUUUCGCCCAGAUAUAACUGAGCAUAACUCUCAGAAACGUCCAGGGCACCUCCUAACACACGAUACGAUGGCCCCACGCAGCGGCAGCAGCGGCAACAACGUUGCCUCUCAAGGCGGGUGGGCGCACACGCCGUCGACUCUAAUCCUCCUCUGGAUGGCCGUCUCCCUGCCUCUGGUCGUGUGGGACACGGGCUACAUGCUGCUGCGGCCGCACACGAUGCCCGGCGGGCGGCUGCACUACCCGGUGUGGGUGCCGUACGCGCUCUACGGCGAGGUGGACCACAUGUACGGCUCCAAGCAGUGGAACCUGCGCAACCCGUUCGCGGCCGGCCAGAGCAUCAUGAACGCCGUCGAGACGCUGCUGUACCUGGUCUACCUGGGCCUGUGGUACGCGUACGGCAGCCCGCCGGCGCCCGGGGCGAGGCGGGCGGUCGGCGGCCGCGUCGGCGGGUUGGCGGUGCUCAUCGGGUUCAGCGCGGCGGUCAUGACUGUCAGCAAGACGGUCUUGUAUUGUGCGUGAUGCUCUCGAUGAUUACGGAUUGUGGAGAGGGGAAGGCGAGUGUCGUGACUGAC